AUGGAAGAAAUAAGAAAUGCACCAUAUGCUAAUGGGGAAGAUAGAAUCAGUAGGUUGCCUGAUAACUUAAUUCAUCUUAUCAUGUCUUACAUGGAUACUAAAGAUGCAGUCCAAACCAGUGUUCUGUCGAAAAGAUGGAUUGAUGUUUGGAAAUCUCUCCCUUUUCUAGAAUUUCAUAGGAGUUCAUUCUCAGAAGACAAGACACAUAGUUUCAUAAUGUUUGUAGACAAUGUAUGCCUUUUUCGCGGAGACAUUGAUAUUCAGAGGUUUUAUGUGAGAUGGAAGGAUUCAGUGACAAUCCAUGUUAAUAGAUGGAGCCUUGCUGCUGUUAAGUAUAAUGUUCAAGAUAUAAGUAUAUUUAUCAGUGAAUGUCAUAAUUCAGCAUAUGAAAUUCCUCACCGUCUCCUUAAUUGUAAAUCACUGAAGAAGUUGACAUUGUACCUGUAUGGUAAUGCUAGAUAUGCAGAUGUUAUUCUACGAGGAUCGAUGAAUUUACCUCAGCUUAAAUUUCUAUCCUUUACUGGAUUAUCAAUCUCCGAGGUAGAAUCAUCUAAAAGACUCUUUUCAAGUUGUCCAGUUCUUGAAACGCUACAUAUAUCUGAUUGUUACAUACGAACUGAUAACAGAGGAAUUUGA
Molecule: messenger RNA, 636 nt
Organism: Papaver somniferum (opium poppy)
Lineage: Eukaryota; Viridiplantae; Streptophyta; Magnoliopsida; Ranunculales; Papaveraceae
Product: F-box/FBD/LRR-repeat protein At1g78750-like
Exons: 1
Coding region: 1-636 (211 amino acids)
Molecular function (GO): protein binding
Source: RefSeq, a predicted model, not a curated record